AUGGGGAAAGAGAACUCUAUCACUCUAAAUGACAGGGAGCGGCAACUGCUGGCUUUGAAAGAAUACGUCACGUCGCUUGCAGGAAAUAACCCUAAUGGUAAAAUAGAGUUUGUGGGCGUUAAUGUUGAAGGCACAGGUGCAGAUAAAACUCGGCAUCGACUACUGAAGGCGCACGCUCUUCCUUUGUUGGCUGCUACGACCGUCGAUGAAGUGGUUGCAGCAGCGAAUAGUGUACAGACAAGUUUGAACAGCUUGGAUAUUUAUCAAGACGUCAUGCUCUCGAUUGACUCUCCCUGCCCGGGCCAACUUACGGCCUUGAUCAACUUACCUUCCGCGAAACGUUUUUUGGCCCAGACAGGAACAAGCUUUGGCAACGGUGAAGGUUCAGGAUAUAUUCGGUGUACUGCCAAAAAUCAUUUUGGAUUGGGGGAGAUUUUCACUGUGGAUACCAGCGUGGGGACUCGAACAAAAUCAGCCACCCUCUUUCAAGCCUCUGCUCCACUAGCCGGUGUUCUGCCGCUACGAUGGCGAGCCGAAUUAUUGGCAUAUGGUGCUGAAAAAUCUGUUGAUUGGGCGUCGCAUAGAGAACAAGUUAGAGGCGCUACAAUUAGAAUUACAAGCCCCAAACAUACAUUUGGGUUGGACUAUGUCCUCCGAUCUCUUUAUGCAUCAAAGGUCCGACCCAGUGCAACAGUUCGUUCUCAGGCUGGUCAUGCCACAAAAUACUCGGCGUUUUACAACUGGAACUAUGAUUCCCGCAACAAUGCAUUCCUGCCAACGUCGGGCGCACUGGUAAAGGUGUGUAACGAGGUGGCAGCGGGCGAUUAUCCGUACUUGAAGACCUGUGUCGAUUUCGUUCGUGGUUUCAGAAUCUCGGAAAAGAUUAGCAUGUCAAUUUCCGGCCGUUGUGGUGGCUUGGUUCCACUUAAUGGCCAGUCGCACAUCUCCGAUAGGUUCUUCCUAGGUGGUCCCCUCGACGUGCGAGGAUUCAGAAUCAGUCGAUUGGGCAGAAAUGACGAAGGUGAUGCUGUCGGUGGAGACGCGGUUAUGGCUGGUGGCCUUAGUCUGUACGCCCCUGUUCCCCGUGUCUCGUCGCCAAACUUGAGAUUACAUGCAUUCAUCAACGGUGGCUCUGUCCGGCCUUACGGUCAAGGAGUCUUGCAAACUUUCUCCAAUAUGCUGUCUACUCCUCCAUCAAUUGCUACAGGUUUUGGUCUGCUCUAUGCGCAUCCUGCUGCACGUUUCGAGUUGAAUCUUACUUUCCCCUUGACGUCACAUGCUGGUGAGCAAUCUCACAAGGGACUUCAAUUCGGCGUCGGCCUCUCGUUUUUGUAA
Molecule: messenger RNA, 1335 nt
Organism: Wickerhamiella sorbophila
Lineage: Eukaryota; Fungi; Ascomycota; Dipodascomycetes; Dipodascales; Trichomonascaceae
Product: Sorting and assembly machinery component 50 B
Exons: 1
Coding region: 1-1335 (444 amino acids)
Biological process (GO): protein insertion into mitochondrial outer membrane
Cellular component (GO): SAM complex; outer membrane
Source: RefSeq, a predicted model, not a curated record